This is a messenger RNA of Zychaea mexicana, 1236 nucleotides long. RefSeq lists its product as uncharacterized. The transcript is spliced from 2 exons. The record is from RefSeq and is a predicted model, not a curated record. NCBI's taxonomy places the organism in Eukaryota, Fungi, Mucoromycota, Mucoromycetes, Mucorales, Lichtheimiaceae. Bases 1 to 1236 code for a protein of 411 amino acids.
AUGGACAUCAGUCUACGACACUUACUCGAUCGCUACCGAGAUGAGCACGAUUUACUGCAACAUGUCUUGAAGGCAAAACUUGAGGAGGACAAGAAAAUAGCAGCACAGGACACUUUAAAAAUCGAGCAAGCACGCAUUCAUUUACGAGAAUUAGACCUGGAGCUCAUGCGGGAACAUGGCAAAGCUACAAUUCGAUACUAUGACAAGCAACAUACAACGCCAGAAUAUAUAACACCAGCACCACCUCCAACGCACCUACCACCACCAUUGGGCAUGGGCAAUUCAGUAACGACGCAUGCAACAACUACCAAUACGCCUACACCAGCAGGGCCCCACACAACGCUUCCUCCUAUUUCAAGCUCACAAUACAACGGACUCGCACCAGUGCAACAGCAGGUGCUUGCACGGAUUACCAGUAGCUCGUCGUUUGGGCACACAGAAGCGUAUCCCCACUCAGCACAUCCACUAUGCCCGCCAUCGGAUCCGCACGCUUACCGGCGAAAUAAUCGAUUGUAUCCGAGCCAACAGCCAGCAACUCCAAUCUCGCCAGGAGGGGCGCUAAAUGGUGACGACAAGACGGUCAGAAAAAGAAGCCGUAAUUCAGUGAAUGAUUUGGGUGGUGGUGGCGGUGGAGAGAGUGGCAAUACUAGCAGCCUGACACAUGUCCAGGUUAUGGAGGCACUUAAAGCCAAAAUUCAACGUGGCACCAAUAACACGAACAGCAGCAACAGCAACGGCAGCAACAGCGCACAUGUCGAUUCACACAUCGAUCGUACCCAUAGCAAUGGCAACAGUAAUAGCGGAAACACUAGUAAGCGUGCUCGAACGACGGCAACGACAGCAGCACCCACGAUAAUCAAAACAGAAGUUGAUCGAGAUUGCAUUGUAUCUUCCACUCCUUCUCCUCGCUCUGCAAAACCUAUCCUACCACCUAUUGAUACCAGUGUCGGCCGUGUUAAAUCUUCGAUGCCUACCACUACUAAUACUGCUGUUACUCCAACCAACAACAAGUCCGGAAAUCACCAAGAGCAAUAUCAUUAUGAGAGCAACAACAACAGAUACCACACCAUUUCUCCAGCUGAGCAUGCGCUUCGAGAACAAUCAAGCAGUAAACGACUGGUCGAGAAGCAGGAUGGCAGCAGUGGUAAAAACACAGCAGCAACAGCAACUGGACCUAGUUCUUCGUCAUCGUCGUCAUCCUCAAGUGAACCAACGACUGCAUCUUCGUCAUCCUAG